Miniopterus natalensis is the source of this 803-nucleotide messenger RNA. It is a transcript of the gene MAGEF1, whose product is annotated as MAGE family member F1. Gene Ontology annotation, cellular component: nucleus. Gene Ontology annotation, biological process: negative regulation of transcription by RNA polymerase II. The record is from RefSeq and is a predicted model, not a curated record. NCBI's taxonomy places the organism in Eukaryota, Metazoa, Chordata, Mammalia, Chiroptera, Miniopteridae.
CUCACCCGGAGAGGCGCGAGGAGGGUCUUGGCAGCCGCAGCCCCGACUCUGCGCAGGGCCUAUGACCGUCUGCGGAUGGUGGCGGAGUUGGUGCCGUUCCUGCUGGUGAAGGACAAAAAGAAGAGUCCCAUCACUCGCUCUGAGAGGGCGAAAUACGUUAUCUGAGACUUAAAGGAUCUUUUCCCUGAGAUCAUCGCUAGGGCCGCAGAUUCGCGGUAUGUCUUUGGUUUUGAGCUGAAACAGCUCGGCUGCAAGCACCACACUUAUAUCCUGGUCAACAAACUAAAACCUUUGGAGGAGGAGGAGGAGGAGGAGGAUCUGGGAGGAGAUGGCCCCAGAUUGGGUCUCUUAAUGAUGGUCUUGGGCUUUAUCUACAUGAAAGGUAAUAGCGCCAGGGAGGAACAGGUCUGGGAGAUGCUGCGUUGGUGGGGAGGUGUGUCCCUCAAAGUAUGCCGAUAACAUCACUACCUCUUGGGGCACCCGAAGAGGCUUAUUAUGGAAGAUUUCGUGCAGCAACAAUAGCUCAGUUACAGGUGGGUGCCUCACACCACUCCACCCGGUUGUGAAUUCUCUUGGAGUCCCCUAAGCAAUCUGGAAACCAGCAAAUUGAAAAUCUUGGGGUUCGUGGCCAAGCUCCAUGAAAAGAAACCCCAGCGCUGGCCAUUGCAGUACCAUGAGGCCGACAGGGCCAGAGCCGAGGCCAGUAUGAGGGCUAGGGUUAGGGCCAGGGCCAAUGCUAGGGCUGGCAUCCGCCCCUGCUGAGGGCUGAUGGAAAGUGGUCAGCGAGGGCGUGGGUGGGGGUC